GGCGCAGCACUGCUGGCGAAAUUGUGUUGGAUUUUUGCCAUGCCGUUUGCGAUAGUCUUGCGGAUUGCAUUAGUGCACAUCCCCCACAUCCACGAGAACUAAAAAGAUUUGUAGAAGAAUUGUUUACGUACAUAAGGAUCCACAGGACGAAAUAAUAAUUCCUAUAUAUUUGAGAGGAGCUCUCUUAAACAUUUCCAUGAGCACGCCGGUAUUUUUGACCAAAAUAACCAAGCAAUUGAAGGCAUCAAUGUACCGGUGCUUCUUAUUGGCGACUCAGCCUUUCGUUUAUCACGUGACAUGAUGAAACCAUACCCAUAUGUGGCUAAUCAAUCUCCAGUAGAAAAGCUCUAUAACUACCGACUGUUCAAAUGUCGCCGAGUGAUCGAGAACGCUUUUGGUCAGCUUAAAGCGCGCUUCCGUGAAAUUGGAAGAGGCUUGCAAGUAUCUCCUAAAAAUGUUAAUAUUAUAAUAAGAGCGUAUUGCAUUUUGCACAAUUUUCUAAAGAUUGAGGACGAUGAAGUUUUUUCAGCUUUUAUUCAAGACGCAGCAGAAGAUGCAACAAGACGUCAACCCAAUCAUAUAACAAGAUUAGGAGAAAAUGAUUUAACAGCGACAGCAAUUAGGAAUGCCAUCGCAAUGAGUUUCCAAAAAGAUGCACCCGCUGCUGAUGUCGAGCUACCAGGUUCAGGCGAAAUUGGUUCUGGUGAUCGUAUAGCUAUAGAUGACUGGAACGAAUGUAUUGUUGACUUCGAUAUGUUUUAAGAAAAAAUUAUUUUAAUAAUAAACGUGUAAAACUCAGCUUACCACAGGAAAUAAUUCAUAUACUUCAGCAGUAUUGGCUGCUGUCAGUCCGAUAAUUGAUGGACCGAAUCAAAAUGUUUCCACAGUGAUGGGCUGCCCCCCGAGGACCCAACUUUUUUCUUUUAUGUGGAUACAUAUUAACCUAUAUUUUUGUGUAAGAUUCCAUAUUUUAACAUGUACUUCUUUUGCGGUAAAUUUGAGCGCCAUUUGCACAGAUAUGUCGGCUUAGGUGUGUAAAUUACGUUUAGUACGUCGCAAGUCUCCGGCUCGUUUCCGCCACAAAUCUAUUAACACAACUUCAUCACUAUUUGUCUACAUUGUUCUUUAUUUGUUCACCUCUAUCUAAAAAUAUUAAAAUUAGUUUUUAUAAAUAUACUGGCACAUAACAUAAUUAGCAACAUAAAAACAGCUUACCCCUAGCGCUUUUCUUUAAUCUGUCGUC
Messenger RNA from Bactrocera latifrons, 1243 nucleotides. RefSeq lists its product as uncharacterized. Bases 298 to 762 code for a protein of 154 amino acids. NCBI's taxonomy places the organism in Eukaryota, Metazoa, Arthropoda, Insecta, Diptera, Tephritidae. The record is from RefSeq and is a predicted model, not a curated record. The transcript is spliced from 2 exons.